AUGCAGGCAGCGAAGGAGGAUUCAGUCGGCGAGCUGCAGACGCUGCUGGCAGCUGGUACGGACGUGGGGGCGAGGGAUGAGGGCGAGAUGAGGUUUACCGCCCUGCACUGGGCAGCAGUGAAGGGACAUGAGAAGGCUGCGAGGUGCCUGGUGGAGGGUGGAGCAGAGGUGGACGCCAGGAGCAGCGGCUGGCAGGAGACGCCCCUGCACAGGGCUGCAUAUUGUGGCCACGAGGCUGUGGCGCGGCUGCUGCUGGAGGCAGGGGCGGAGGCUGAUGCCAGGAACAAAACGCAGACCACGCCCCUGCAUGCGGCUGCAUUGAAAGGCCACGUGGCUGUGGUGCGGCUGCUGCUGGCGGCCACUCCUUACCACAGCGCCAGGAAUCAGUUUGGGGGAACGCCGCUGCACUACGCGGCUGAGAACGGCCACGCAGACGCGGCAUCUGCACUGCUCGAGGCUGGAGCCGACCGUCUGGCCAGGAAUAACGACGGGAAAACCCCACUGGACCUCGCCAGGCAGAACAACCACCAGCAGCUGAUAGGCAUGCUAACGUGAAGCUAGCAGUCUGACAGACGUCCUUGGAGUAAAACGAAAAGAACCCCAUUCCAUGACUUCUUCAUUAUUAAAAUAAAUAUAUGUAUAGUA
This is a messenger RNA of Schistocerca americana (American grasshopper), 645 nucleotides long. RefSeq names its product CARD- and ANK-domain containing inflammasome adapter protein-like. The record is from RefSeq and is a predicted model, not a curated record. The transcript has a single exon. The coding region runs from base 1 to 555 and encodes 184 amino acids. Lineage: Eukaryota; Metazoa; Arthropoda; Insecta; Orthoptera; Acrididae. Gene Ontology annotation, molecular function: protein binding.